AUGGCACCAAAACCAAGGAAGGAUAAAGAAGCAUACACACUCACACACACACCUCAAAGGAAGAAAAACAUGUCAAACUCCACACAAAUGGAAAAGGAUCUCACAAUGACAGUGCAGCGAUCCUCUUACAUGCCGGGGUGCAUGAUGUCCCCUUCGUGCUUGCCAAUCCACAACGAGUUCCAGUACUCAAGAAUCCACUACUGCAGCAGCCCCAGAAAGAGGGUGAGAAGGUGGAGGAACAUUCUCAGAAGGUUCAUGAGGGAGAGCAAGACCUUGUGUAGAUCCAAACCCAUGUCAUUUCAAUACGACCCUGUUAGCUACUCCCAGAACUUCGAUGAGGGUUGCCAUCUUAAUGAACCUAGACCAGGGCUGCAAGAUGUUCGGUGGGAUUUACAUCAUUGA
Sphenostylis stenocarpa is the source of this 402-nucleotide messenger RNA. The record is from the annotation of a GenBank genome assembly. Lineage: Eukaryota; Viridiplantae; Streptophyta; Magnoliopsida; Fabales; Fabaceae.